This is a messenger RNA of Penicillium odoratum, 2256 nucleotides long. Its product is annotated as exosome nuclease subunit RRP6. Bases 1 to 2256 code for a protein of 751 amino acids. Gene Ontology annotation, molecular function: nucleic acid binding; 3'-5'-RNA exonuclease activity; nucleotide binding. Lineage: Eukaryota; Fungi; Ascomycota; Eurotiomycetes; Eurotiales; Aspergillaceae. Gene Ontology annotation, cellular component: nuclear exosome (RNase complex); nucleolus. The transcript has a single exon. The record is from RefSeq and is a predicted model, not a curated record. Gene Ontology annotation, biological process: nuclear polyadenylation-dependent rRNA catabolic process; poly(A)-dependent snoRNA 3'-end processing; histone mRNA catabolic process.
AUGGAUUCCGCGGAGUAUGUCACAUUUCAGGAAAAAGCGCUAGCCGCUGUGACGCAGGUUAUUCGCACCGCGAGUCAUCUCGCUUCUGAGGAUUUGACUUUCCACCGCACCAACAGCAGCGAUGUCACCGAGGCGCUCGACGAGCAGACCGAAAGGAUCCUUACCUUGACUUCGGCGGUGUUGAAAGCAGCCACAAAUGGAACAGACCUCCAACCACCGACGCUGGAAAACGAAGGCGAAGAAUCAUUGGACGACAAAAAUUGGCGCGAUGUGGUCGAUGUGAUCGAUACACUUUUGGAAAAGGCAGAUGCGUGCCUCGAUGAGUUCACGGGCGUCAUCAAGAAAUUGAGUCCGUCACUGGAAGAGCAGGCCCCCCCUGUGAGGAAGGCUCCAACAUUCCCGACCACCUACGACUACGGCCCGUCAAAAAUCCCAAAGCCACAACUGAACUUUGAUCACAAAGCUGAUAACUCAGACCUGGGUCCUUUCCGGCCUCUACUCAAAUCUAAGCCACAUGCGACUGUACCGCUGGAAAGAUCGUUGCAAACACAAGAGAUUGGCGGGAAAGAAGCCUACCCGAGUCCUUACGAAGCCGAGAUUCGCGCCUCGAAAUACCCGAAGGCAGUUUACGAGAUUUCGCCUCCGGUCGAUUACCUACCCUUUGAGGACACAACCGCCACCUGGGUCGAUACUUUUGAUGGAGUCAAGGAAAUGCUGGCAGAGCUGAAAGAGGCGAAGGAGAUCGCGAUUGAUUUGGAACACCACGAUGUGCAUUCCUACCAUGGCCUUGUUUCACUGAUGCAAAUCAGCACACGGAAUAAAGACUGGAUCGUCGAUACCCUCAAGCCAUGGAGACAAGAGCUUCAAAUUCUAAACGAAGUGUUUGCGGAUCCCAAGAUUCUGAAAGUGUUACAUGGUUCUAAAUCUGAUAUAAUCUGGCUUCAGCGUGAUCUGGGUCUGUACAUGGUUGGCAUGUUUGACACUUUUUACGCCGCAUCUGCUUUGGGAUACCAGAAGAAGAGCUUGAAAUAUCUGCUCCAGAAAAUCGUCAACUUCGAAGCCAACAAGCAAUACCAAAUGGCCGAUUGGCGUAUUCGUCCGCUUGACCCUGGCAUGUUUGACUAUGCACGUUCUGAUACCCAUUACCUUCUGUACAUUUACGAUCAUCUACGAAACGAGCUCAUCGAAGCAUCGGAACCCGAUAACAGCCUGAUCGACUACGUCAACGAGCGAUCGCAGAACGAGGCACUCCAACGAUAUGAGCGCCCGGUCUAUGACGAAAAGAACGGAUACGGCCAAGGAGGGUGGUAUGAGUUACUGACUCGCAACUCCGGCGUACUCAGCAAAGAGCAAUUUGCCGUUUUCAAGGCUGUACACAAGUGGCGCGAUGAGGUUGCACGGGAGGAAGAUGAGGGCUCACAGUGUGUUUUUCCGAAACAUGUCCUCUUCCGACUGGCUCAGACCAUGCCGCUUGACAUGGGGACCCUACUCCGCACCGUAUCACCCAUGACCCCAAUCACCAAGGAACGCAUAGACAGUCUUCUAGACACCAUCAAAGAAGCCAAGGUUGCUGGUGCCACCGGUCCUGAGUGGCGUGAUGUUCCGCCGCCGCCAAAAGCUGCUCCUAGAGCUGUAUUGCCUGUUGCUGAACCUUACGAAAAGUCUCAAUUCUGGGGUACCACUUUGGAUGCCCGCCAGCCUCCUAAACCUCUCGAGUAUGCUCUUAAUGCCUUCACUGAGGCAAUUCGGCUCUCUCUUCCCUUGCCGCCCAUGCCAUCCACCGUCUCUGAGGCUCGCGAGAAGUUCGUUGAUGUGAAGGUUCCAUCUCCCAAGGCGGAAGCUUCGCCUGUCGCUACCCCCCCGGCUCCUGAGGAAAAGAAAAUUUUCACUGUUAAGGAACUUGGCGGUCCUCGCAAGCGCAAAGUCACCCCUGUUGAGAAGCCAGAGAAAGAUGUACUGACUCUUGAUGGCAUGGAUUACACUGACGACGAAGAAUCCGAGGCGAUGCAGCGCAAGAAGGCGCGCAAAGAGAAGAAGCGGAAAGCCAAGGAAGCUGCUCAGGCUCAGGCCGACUCUACUCCCUUCGAUUAUGGCGCCGCAGACUCUGUCUUACAUGCACCUUCGGCGCAGGCCCCUGGAAUGCAGUCUAAGCAUAAGAGGGCUUAUAACCCUUACGCAAAGGCGCUUGAGGCUCCAUCGGGUGUGCGCCAUACCAAGCGCGACAUCGCUGGCAAGUCUAUCACUUUCCGCAAGUGA